CGACUAGACAAAUGCUGACUCAGCUUGAACUCACGGAGUUGCGGAGCCAUUUGGAUUACCUACUAGAGAAGGGGUUCAUUCGACCCAGCACGUCCCCGUUCGCAGCGCCCAUUCUGUUCAUGCCCAAAAAAGACGGAGGGCUACGAAUGUGCAUUGAUUACCGGGCGCUGAAUCGGCAAACCAUCAAAUCUCACUACCCAAUCCCACGCACGGACGAUCUCCUCGACCAACUUCGCGGGGCUCGAUUCUUCAGCAAGAUUGACCUGCGAGGCAGUUACCAUCAAAUCCGCGUUUUCGCUAACGACUGCCAUAAGACGGCGUACCGGACCCGCUACGGCAGCUGCGAGUAUACGGUGAUGCCUUUUGGCCUCACGAAUGGGCCCUCUACAUUCCAACUAACCAUGAACAGCUUGUUCCGAGAUCUACUCGACAAGUGUGUCGUCAUAUAUUUGGAUGACAUACUGAUCUUCAGCAAGACACAAGAACAACACCUCAAGGACCUCGACCAGGUUUUGCAACGGCUGCAGCAGAAUCGACUCAUCACCAAGGGCUCUGAAUGCCAGUUCCUACGAUCCGAACAUGAAGUUUUGGGACACGUCGUUGGAGCGGACGACAUAAAAAUCGACCAGAAGAAGAUCACAACCAUCCACGCCUAGAAGCCGCCAACGAAUUUACAGGA
This is a messenger RNA of Closterium sp. NIES-67, 679 nucleotides long. The record is from the annotation of a GenBank genome assembly. Lineage: Eukaryota; Viridiplantae; Streptophyta; Zygnematophyceae; Desmidiales; Closteriaceae.